AAGCAUGCCUGUGUGCUCCACCAAUUUCCUUGCGAGACGUUGUUCAUAGUAGAGUAGGCGGUGUAGAGUGUUAUAUUUGGGAUGGCGGGCGAUGACGCUGGGGGCUGGGGGAGUUGCAGCGGAGAUGCCGGGGGUUUACAGGGCGGCGAAUGCAGAUCUUGAGCGAGGAAGAGGGAGAGGGCCGAGAGGAGAAGUAUUACAUGGCCGCGGUGAAAUUAGUGCACAGAAGGCGACGGUGUUGAUGCAGUUGAUGCACAAGUGGUUGCUGUUACAGAUUUCGUUCGUGCUGGCAAGGGAGUUGGUCGGUGACUGCCUCCUUUUCAUCAAGCGCGGCCCGCCAAGCUUUGCGACGAGAACCUCAACUCCAAAGCAUUCCAUUGCCCUUCUACCCACCACACACCACUCGCCGCCAUAGGGCUUGCGUCUCCCCGGCACCCGUUUCGCCGUCUCGCCCUCCCUCUCCGCUACACUUUUUCUUGUCCCCCGCCGCCCGCAGUCGGCGUCUGCCCAGAAACACGCUGCGUGAGCGGUUCGCGUUGCGUCGUGCCGCUCCC
This is a messenger RNA of Lindgomyces ingoldianus, 554 nucleotides long. RefSeq lists its product as uncharacterized. The transcript has a single exon. Lineage: Eukaryota; Fungi; Ascomycota; Dothideomycetes; Pleosporales; Lindgomycetaceae. Bases 92 to 415 code for a protein of 107 amino acids. The record is from RefSeq and is a predicted model, not a curated record.